Lactuca virosa is the source of this 2251-nucleotide messenger RNA. The record is from the annotation of a GenBank genome assembly. NCBI's taxonomy places the organism in Eukaryota, Viridiplantae, Streptophyta, Magnoliopsida, Asterales, Asteraceae.
AGUAUCUACAAACCUAUCUUCUCCAUCUUUCUCUCUCUAAACAACCCUAGAGAGAGAAGGAGGUGGAUCAUGAUCUACGUAUUUCGUCAACAUAGGUCAUGAUCAAUUCGUUUCUAGUCAUUUCAUCUCUUUCUCUGUCAACCCACAACCGAUUUAACCGUCCUCAACAACCUCUCUCUUCGUUUCCUAAAUCAUUCCAAAAAUGGCAUUAUCGAAAAGAUCAUUCAAGAAUUUCGUGGUAGAAGAGCUCGGUGAAUUCCCUCAUUUCCUGCUAUGGGCUAUUCUCGAAUGGAUACUAAUCGCAUCUCUUUACAUCGAUGGGCUCCUUGCGUUUCUCUCGAGCGUAUUCGCCAAGAUUUUCGAUCUGGAACCACCAUGCGUGCUCUGCACUCGUGUCGACCAUGCACUCGUGUGUAAGGACCCGAAUACUUAUUACAACGACUCCAUAUGCGAGUGCCACAAAAAGGACAUAUCUUCGUUAGCAUAUUGCCAUAUUCACAGAAAACUUGCGGAUAUCAAGAACAUGUGUGAAGGUUGUUCUUUUGCGUUUGCAACUGAGAAAGAAUCUGAUAUACAGUCGCUUUUGGGGAGGAUGCAAAAAGAGAAGGAUGGGUUUACUGAAGACGAUAAGAAGGUUUUGAAGCCUGUCAAUAGGUGUUCGUGUUGUGGUGAACCUUUGAAAAUGAGAGCUGCUUCUAAAGAUUACACUAGAAGCCUUUCAAACCUUCGUGCUUCAACAGCAUGGAAAACCGAGGAUUCACGGUAUACAGAGCUCAGAUUUUUAUCAGAUACCGAGCCAGAUAUGCGAGAGUACGACUUCGGUUUAAGCACAUAUGCAAAAUAUGACGAACUGCAUGAAGACUGUUGUAGAACUCCAAAUUUGUUAAAAAGUAACAAGUUAUUUGGGAUCCCACUAACAGAUUCAGGUUCAGUUAGCCCGAGACGGGCUAACAGGAUUUCAAGAAAAGCAUCAAUGGAAAAAUAUGAUUUGGCAUCAGACAAUGAUGAAGCUUCAGGAGAUGGUGAUUCGAGUCUUCAACAGAUAAAGAAACAAGCACGUAUAGAUCAAAAGACUCUUAUGAAACUGUCUAUGGAACUUGAUGAAGAAAGAAGUGCUGCUGCUAUUGCAGCUAAUAAUGCUAUGGCAAUGAUCACACGGUUACAGGCUGAGAAGGCAUCUGUGCAAAUGGAGGCGUUGCAGUAUCAAAGAAUGAUGGAAGAGCAUGUUGAGUAUGAUAAGGAAGCUAUUCAAAUACUUAAAGAUUUGUUAGCUAAGAGAGAUGAACAUUUAAAGGUUAUGGAAUCAGAACUUCAGAGUUACAGAGAGAAAUAUGGAGAAAUUAGGAAAGUAGGUAGCGAUCAAUGUGAAGCUGAUGCUGAUGAAUAUUACCAGGAAUGGAGAUCUCAAUCUUUGUCAUCUUUCAGUGAGAAAUCCGAAUCCCGGAGCCCUUUAAAAGAUGAUCAUGAUCAUGAGUUUGAGAGCCCUUUGGUGAAGGAUGAUGAUGAUGAUUUUGAGUCAUGGAGCCCUCUAGGAACGGAUGGCAAAGAUGGUGAUCAGAGCCACUCCGGAAGGGGCACCUCAUCGUUAGAUUUUGAAACUGAAAAAUAUCAGCUUUACGAGAUGUUAAAGAAUCUUGAAAAUCAUAUCCAGACAUCUUCAAUGGAGGAUGAAUGGGACGAUGAUGAAGAUAAAGAUAUAGUUAAAGAAAAUAGGGCAACCCUAAAUAGAGAGAUAACCGUAAUCAGGGAGAGAUUGAGAGCCUUAGAAGCAGAUAGCGGAUUCUUGAAGCAUACUGCAAUGACACUUCAAAAGGGUGAAAAAGGAGCUGAACUUCUAACAGAGAUAGCUCAACAUCUACGGAAGCUACGUACAUAUGAUAUAUUUUGGAAGGAAAAGCAACCAAAGGAGCCAGACACAAGUUGUGGGGAACUCUCAAAUCUCAACCUCGUGUUAUUAGGAUCCUGGAUGAAUGACCUUGCUCAAGAAUGGGAGGCAGCAGUUGGUGGUCAAAGAAGCAUGAUGACCAUUGUCGGCAGAAGCAGAUGGUAGAAGAAGCAUGAUGAUUGCUUUGUUUGGUUGUACCAUGUGGGAGGUUGUGGUCUUUAUUGUUCUUCUUUUCCUGAUUUGAACAAGUUAUGCUUCACCGGGAGUUUUUGCAUAGCACUGACUAAUCACAUAAGGCAUAAUAGAGGAAUGUGUUGCGAAAUGAAUCAUUAUAACUGUUAAUGACGUUCCUAAACCCAAGUUGGC